AUGGCCGAAAGAGAGGUUGAAAAGGAAAUCCUCGCUGGAGUAUCUGGCAGUGCAAACAUUGCGCCUGAGACCACGCCCACCGAAUCCAAGGAGAUAUGGCCUAGUACAUCCUCAACUGCCAGCUCCACCGACAUAGAUGAAGCCCGCGAACAGGCUCGGCAGAACAACCCCAAUGGCACUUCUAACCCUCACACGGGGGUUUCCGUAGAACAAGCCACCGCCGAUUUUGCAGGUCUGCAACGAGAGAUCUCGGGUCGCUCAAGAAUAAGUCGCCGACAAAGCCAGGCCACUCAUGCUGAUGGUGAUGUUGAGAAAGUCGCCAAUGACAUCGCAGAGUCACCGGCAUCCGCCUCUACAGAAGAUGUCUUCGAUCUGGAGGCGGCGCUCCGAGGCGGCCUUGAAGCAGAGCAAGCCGCUGGCAUCAAGUCCAAACACAUUGGUGUAUAUUGGGAUGGUCUGACCGUCAAGGGUAUGGGCGGCAUGGAAAACUUUGUCCAAACAUUUCCGGAUGCUUUCAAAAACUUUCUUGAUAUUUGGACCCCCCUCAAGGGUUUAUUUGGUAUGGGCCCCAAGAUGGAAGAGGUGACAAUUCUGGAUAAUUUCCGCGGCGUCGUAAAGCCUGGUGAGAUGGUCCUGGUCCUGGGUCAGCCGGGUAGUGGGUGCACCUCGUUCUUGAAGACAAUCGCGAAUCAGCGACAUGGCUAUACUGGCGUGUCGGGUGAUGUUCUGUAUGGCCCUUUUACUGCCGAGGAAUUUGGUCACUAUCGAGGUGAAGCCGUCUACAACCAGGAGGACGAUAUUCACCAUGCCACCCUGACGGUGGAGCAGACUCUGGGUUUUGCGCUUGACGUGAAGACGCCCAAAAAGCUGCCCGCUGGCACUACCAAGUCCAAAUUCAAGCAGGAUGUCAUCACCAUGCUCUUGCGAAUGUUCAACAUUGAGCACACCCGAAAUACAGUGGUUGGAAAUGCCCUUAUUCGUGGUGUUUCCGGAGGAGAACGUAAGCGUGUGUCGAUCGCCGAAAUGAUGAUCACAAACGCUUGUGUUCUUUCUUGGGACAACAGUACUCGUGGUUUGGACGCUAGUACUGCUCUCGAUUUCGUCAAGUCCCUACGCGUACAAACCAACCUGUACCAGACUGCGACCUUUGUCUCCCUCUACCAGGCUUCUGAGAACAUCUACAAGCAAUUUGACAAGGUCAUGGUCAUUGACUCUGGCAAGCAAGUCUACAUUGGCCCUGUGGCGGAAGCACGUGGCUACUUCGAAGGUCUUGGAUUCGCGCCAAAGCCAAGACAGACAACCCCUGAUUACGUGACGGGCUGUACCGACGAAUUCGAGCGUGAAUACGCAGAUGGGUAUUCCCCCGCUAAUGCGCCACACAGUCCCGAGACUCUGGCUGAGGCUUUCAAGAAGUCUGUCUUCACUGAACGACUGAACACUGAAAUGUCCGAGUACAAGGCUCGUCUUGACAAGGAGAGCGCCAAGCACGAAGAUUUCCGCACUGCUGUUCGUGAAAGCAAGCGCAGUGGUGCUAAGCGCUCUGUGUACAAUGUCGGUUUCCAUCAGCAAGUCUGGGCUUUGAUGAAGCGCCAGUUCGCUCUCAAGAUGCAAGAUAAGCUUGCUCUAUACCUUGCAUGGUUCCGCAGCAUCGUUAUCGCUAUUGUUCUCGGUACUCUCUAUCUUAAUCUCGGUCAAACGUCAGCCAGUGCUUUUAGCAAGGGUGGCCUUCUGUUUAUCUCGCUCCUGUUCAACGCCUUUGAAGCUUUCUCGGAAUUGGCUGGUGUAAUGACGGGUCGUGCAAUUGUCAACAAGCAUAAAGCAUACACGUUUCAUCGACCUUCAGCUCUAUGGAUUGCCCAAAUCUUCGUUGACACGGCAUUCUCGGCCUCGAGAGUUCUAGUCUUCAGCAUCAUCGUUUACUUCAUGACCAACUUGACCCGGACAGCCGGUGCCUUUUUCACAUUCUACUUGUUAAUCAUGGUCGGAAACAUCGCGAUGACACUGUUCUUCCGUAUCGUCGGAUGCGUUAGUCCCGACUUCGAUUACGCCAUCAAGUUCGCAGUUGUGAUCAUUACCUUGUUCAUCAUCACUUCGGGCUAUCUGAUCGCUUAUCAAUCCCAACAGGUGUGGUUAAGAUGGAUUUUCUGGAUCAAUGCCCUUGGUCUAGCGUUUGCUGCUCUCAUGGCCAAUGAAUUUAAAGGAAACGAGCUUGAAUGCACAGCUGAUUCAUUGGUGCCUUCGGGACCAACUUACGGAGACAUCAAUCACCAAGUAUGCACCCUGGCUGGCUCUACGCCUGGCACCUCGCAGGUCAGUGGCGCCGCAUACAUUACUCAAGGCUUCUCUUACCAUCCGUCGGAUCUUUGGAGGAACUUUGGCAUCAUCAUGGCUCUUAUCGUGUUCUUCUUGAUAAUGAAUGUUGUACUUGGAGAGUUUGUCAACUUUGGAGCCGGCGGCAACACAUUCAAGGUCUUCCAAAAGCCCAACGCUGAGAGAAAACAACUCAAUGAAGCACUAUCCAACAAGCGCCUACAACGCCAAAAGUCGAGAAAAGAUGAGGAUGGUUCAACCCUUUCCAUCGACUCUAAGAGCGUCCUGACUUGGGAAAAUCUCAACUACGACGUCCCUGUUCCGGGUGGUACUCGCCGUUUGCUCAACAACGUUUUUGGAUAUGUUCGACCAGGCGAAUUAACGGCGCUUAUGGGAGCUUCAGGAGCCGGAAAGACAACAUUGCUAGAUGUGUUGGCUGCACGAAAGAACAUUGGUGUUAUUCAUGGUGACAUUUUAGUUGAUGGCACAAAACCCGGCAAGGAGUUCCAGCGAUCAACAUCGUACGCCGAGCAACUCGAUAUGCACGACCCCACCCAAACUGUCCGUGAAGCACUUCGCUUUUCUGCCGAUCUUCGACAGCCUAUGGAGACGCCGGCGGAAGAGAAAUACGCUUACGUCGAAGAGAUCAUCGCUCUGCUCGAAAUGGAGCACAUGGCAGACGCAAUAAUUGGAUUUCCGGAGGCUGGUCUGACUGUUGAACAGCGCAAGCGAGUCACAAUUGGUGUUGAGCUAGCUGCGAAGCCUCAGCUUCUUUUAUUCUUGGAUGAACCUACUUCCGGUCUGGAUUCCCAAAGUGCGUUCAACAUUGUGCGUUUCCUGAAGAAGCUUGCCGGUGCUGGACAGGCCAUUCUCUGCACCAUCCAUCAGCCUAACGCCGCACUCUUCGAGAACUUUGACAGAUUGUUGUUGCUCCAGCGUGGGGGUCAGACUGUCUACUUUGGUGACAUCGGCAAGGACGCUGUUGUCCUCCGGGACUAUCUUGCUCGUCAUGGUGCUGUCGCUAGCGAGUCUGACAACGUCGCUGAGUUCAUGCUCGAGGCAGUCGGUGCCGGUAGCGCCCCGCGUGUGGGCAACAAGGAUUGGGCCGACAUCUGGAAUGACAGCCCUGAGCUCGCCAACGUCAAGGAUACCAUUUCGCAGUUGAAGUCGUCGCGUGGCGGUCAGGCCGUUGACCCUGCUUUGCAGCGAGAAUUUGCUUCAUCUCUCUCACACCAGUUGAAUGUGGUUAUUAAGAGGGCAAACUUGUCAUUCUGGCGAUCUCCUAACUACCUGUUCACUCGCCUUUUCAACCAUUUUGUCAUCGCUCUUUUGACAGGUCUCAAUUUCCUCAAGCUGGACGACUCGCGUGCUUCUCUUCAGUACAAGGUUUUCGUCGUCUUCCAAGUUACUGUGCUGCCUGCCCUUGUCAUUUCACAGGUCGAAGUCAUGUAUCACGUGAAGCGAGCCAUCUUCUUUAGAGAGCAGUCGUCCAAGAUGUACAGCAGCUUCACCUUUGCCGCUUCAAUGGUACUUGGUGAAAUGCCUUACUCGAUUCUCUGCGCUGUGCUCUUCUUCAUCCCCCUGUACUACUUGCCUGGUUUCCAGACCGACAGUUACCGUGCCGGCUAUCAAUUCUUUAUGAUCUUAAUCACCGAGCUCUUCUCGGUCACCCUUGGUCAACUCCUUGCCACCAUUACUCCUUCUGCUUUCAUCUCCAGUCAAUUCGACCCCUUCGUCAUCAUCACUUUCGCCCUUUUCUGUGGUGUGACAAUCCCCGCGCCGCAGAUGCCCGGCUUUUGGCGCGCCUGGCUCUACCAGCUUGACCCAUUCACGCGCCUCAUUGGAGGUAUGGUCACCACCGCGCUGUACGAACUUCCCGUCACAUGCAACAACAACGAGUACAACUCCUUCUCUGCCCCCGACGGUCAGGCCUGCGGCGACUAUAUGCAAUCAUUCUUCGAUGCCGGUGGUGUUGGUUACAUCCGCGAUAACGCGACCAGUGCAUGCGAAUACUGUGCCUACAAGAUCGGCAAUCAGUUCUAUGAGCCUUUAGGUUUCAGCUAUUCCAACCGAUGGAGAGAUUUGGGAAUCUUUCUUGCUUUUGUGGGGUCCAACUUGAUCCUCGUUUUCCUCGGAAGCAAAUUCCUGAACUUCAACCGAAGAUAA
Truncatella angustata is the source of this 4476-nucleotide messenger RNA. Its product is annotated as ABC-2 type transporter-domain-containing protein. The record is from RefSeq and is a predicted model, not a curated record. Gene Ontology annotation, biological process: transmembrane transport. Gene Ontology annotation, cellular component: membrane. The transcript has 2 exons. Gene Ontology annotation, molecular function: ATP binding; ATP hydrolysis activity; ABC-type transporter activity. Bases 1 to 4476 code for a protein of 1491 amino acids. Lineage: Eukaryota; Fungi; Ascomycota; Sordariomycetes; Amphisphaeriales; Sporocadaceae.